AUGUCUGUGAUUUUCAAACAGUCCAUUCGAGCUCUUCUAAGGACUUCCUCCGGAAGAUCAUGCAUGAUACCGGCAGUUUCAAUUGCAAUCAGAUUGAACUCGACUGCUGAUGGUGCAGCUGCCAAUGCCUCUACUGAUUCCUCUAGCAUAAAUUCCAAGAAGACUGAUACUCCAGUGGAUUCAAAAAUUGCUGAGAUUGUUCGCUCUAUUUCCAAAUUGACAUUGAUGGAGACUUCUGCUCUAAUCAAAGAAUUGAAGUCUAAGUUGGACAUUCCUGACAUUGCAUUCCCAGUGGCGGGCACUGCCGGUGCUGCUGCACCACAAGCUGCAGAAGAUAUCGCCAAAGAGGAACCUAAACAGAAGACAAUAUUCAACUUGAAGUUGGAGUCGUUCGAUCCAAAGUCUAAAGCUAAAGUCAUUAAGGAGGUGAAAUCUGAACUUGGCUUGUCUCUCGUUAAGGCCAAGAAACUCGUUGAAAGUGCCCCUAAGAUCUUGAAAGAGAAUAUGUCUAAAGAAGACGCGGAAAAGUUCAAGGAAACUUUGGAGAAGCAUGGUGCUAAGGUCACAUUGGAGUGA
Messenger RNA from Brettanomyces nanus, 576 nucleotides. RefSeq lists its product as uncharacterized. The coding region runs from base 1 to 576 and encodes 191 amino acids. The record is from RefSeq and is a predicted model, not a curated record. Lineage: Eukaryota; Fungi; Ascomycota; Pichiomycetes; Pichiales; Pichiaceae. Gene Ontology annotation, cellular component: ribosome. Gene Ontology annotation, molecular function: structural constituent of ribosome. The transcript has a single exon. Gene Ontology annotation, biological process: translation.